GCUAUGCAAGUAAAAACGGUGCAUGCUAAUAACAGAGAAAACUUGAAACUGAAAUAAUUUACAGACUGGAGACUUUUGUUUCCUAGAGGCCUACUAUGUCUUCCUUGCACCAAAGACCAUUUAUGCAUUUGCUGACAACUCUGCUGCUGGUUCAUGUAGCUGUUCACUCAAGUCAUGGCCUAUCCGUGACUUUUGACUGGUCCUCGAACGUCACUACUAGGCAAGUACUCCAGCUGCGAAUUGGAGAUGAACUCAUUUUGCAAUGUGUCGAAAAUUUCGUCUCGGACAUUGUGCAACAGACCCUUGCUCAAGUAGAUGCCUGUAACAGCAGUAUAGAUAACCCAAAUGCUGAAGAUCCUGCCUCGGUGGGCUCCUGUUUUGGAGGUGUUAGUUUUGUGCCUAUAGAACUGCUAACAUCUUCAGGAGUACCACUACCAGCUGCAUCAGUAUACCAAGCUGGGGAGAACUACUAUUACACCAGUUAUUCUGCUGUAAACGCAACAACAGCGAUAGGUGGUGGUUUUUUUGAUGGAACAGCUGGAGGGCAGUGCUCUGCUGGUCUCCAACUGGAGAUACAGAUUCUCAAUGCUCUCCUAUAUCCACUAGCGAUCAAUCAUCAGAAGCUGGGAGGUACUCUAGAGAAACACAACGACAGAUCUACCUACUGUAGACAACACUGAAGCCUCAACCAUGGAUGUAGAUGGAUCAAUAGACGGUGCCAGUCAGAUGAGAUGCUGCACAUAUCUGACCACCGUUAUUUCUGUUGUAUUGUGUGUCUUACUGUCAAAGGUUCUGUACUAGCUUUCACGCACAGUGUAUAUAUAUAGUUAUGUGAUGACAAAUCACUUUAUUUUUAACCAUAUACGUCUUUUAUGCAUCAUCAAUAUAGUUACUUGCAUGACCUGGACAUUUCAUCGUUAACUCUAAGACUAUAUUAGUGAGAACCUUAUAUCAUUCGGCUUUCUGUUCUGUAUGUUGUUUAUGUGUAUUAUACA
Molecule: messenger RNA, 995 nt
Organism: Halichondria panicea
Lineage: Eukaryota; Metazoa; Porifera; Demospongiae; Suberitida; Halichondriidae
Exons: 6
Coding region: 96-680 (194 amino acids)
Source: RefSeq, a predicted model, not a curated record